Messenger RNA from Halichondria panicea, 1051 nucleotides. RefSeq lists its product as uncharacterized. Gene Ontology annotation, cellular component: nucleus. The coding region runs from base 130 to 981 and encodes 283 amino acids. The record is from RefSeq and is a predicted model, not a curated record. Lineage: Eukaryota; Metazoa; Porifera; Demospongiae; Suberitida; Halichondriidae. Gene Ontology annotation, molecular function: protein binding. The transcript has 2 exons.
AGUUUAUGUUGUAAUAUCUAAAAAUACAAAAAUUGGAGACAACAGUGACUUUGCAGAGAAUGAUAUGACAAGACAAAGAGUACAAAAACCUAGAGAGCUGGAGAUCAUACCAAAUAGGACGUGGACAACAUGGCCACUCUUCACGAGGCGAUACUCUUAAAUGACUUAGAAAGGAUCCAAGAUUUACUUCGACAGGUUCAAGAUGUCAACAAAAAGAAUGCGAGUGGGCGUACUCCCCUCGCGUAUUGCGCUGUUACCCAAGGCCUCCCACAACUGAUUUCUGAGCCCCGACGGUUGACCAUAGCUGGACUACUAUUCUCAUACGGAGCUGAUCCCAACGUGGUGGAUAAGUUUGGCUGGUCUAUGAUCCACACAUGUGCCUGGAACAAUGACCUCCCCCUACUACAGAUGUGUGUCAGAAAAGGGGGCAAAGUGAACGUACCCAACCACCAAAAACAACUCCCCGUCGAAAUGGCCUCCAUACGAGGGAACACUGAAGUUGUCGAGUACCUUGAGACCCAGUCAUGUGACAUGAAAGCACAGUGUCGGUCCUUGAUCCGUAAAGCCAUGGGGAAGAAAGUACAUCGUAUAAAAGAAUUGCCAUUGCCACCAUCUCUGAAACUAUACAUUAAUCAUGGAUGCCCCUACAAUGGUUGGGAGGCUACCUUAGUGCCUGAGGCUCCAUGGAGUGUGGACCAGCUGUCAGAAGUAGGCAAAAGAGAAUUGAAACAAUUUAUUGAAGAGAAUGCAUCACAAGAGUUUCUGGAUGAGAAUAAAGAACACUUGCAAUCAAUGUCGGACUUGAUGGACACUUUUCAAUCGCUUUAUCUCUGGGAAUCUUUCAAGACAGUGAACUUUGAGGAGCCCCUCCCACGAGAGCCUCGUUAUAGUCUGGACCCCAACAGACUGGAAGGUCCUCGAGAGUACCUGUCUCCAGACACAGAAGAGACAGAAGACACAGAUAGCUAUACUUUCAUAUAAUAUUCAUAUGCAUUUUCAUGCUUUUUACACAUGUUAAUUAAAAUAUAAAAUGAACGUCAUGAGGUUAUAA